Messenger RNA from Linum tenue, 2223 nucleotides. The record is from the annotation of a GenBank genome assembly. NCBI's taxonomy places the organism in Eukaryota, Viridiplantae, Streptophyta, Magnoliopsida, Malpighiales, Linaceae.
AUGUCCGUCACAGCAAGCCAGCAAUCCAUCCAGCUGCUCCAACUCGCCACCAUGGACCGCCACAUUACUCCGAAAAUCGAGAUCCCAGCAGGCUCCUUCAGCAUCUUCCUAGUCCUCACUCUACUAAUUUGGGUUCCCCUCUACGACCGAGCCAUCCUGCCCUUAGCCUCAACCCUCAGGGGAUGGCCCGUCUCGCUUCCCCUGAAGACGAGGCUGGGGCUCGCCAUCCUGCUCUCCUCUGCCUCCAUGGCCGCGCUGGGCCUCGUGGAGAGCAUUCGUCGAGCCAGGGCGCUCGACGAGGGGCUCUCCAACGAUCCCAAUGGGAUCGUGAACAUGUCCGCGAUGUGGUUUUUGUUGUACUACGUGCCAUUUGGGGUGGCGGAGGCGUUUAACUACAUUGGACAGAAUGAGUUCUACUACAGCGAGCUGCCGAGGAGCAUGGCUAGUAUCUCCACGACUCUGUAUCAGAUGGGGCUGUCGGUGUCGAAUCUGGUGGCGAGCUUGGUGCUGAGCGUCGUGGAUCGCGCGACGAGAGAUGGUGGUGGUGGAGGGAGCUGGGUGGGGAGCAACAUUAACAAGGGACAUUAUGAUUACUACUACUGGGUUUUGGCUGGUUUGAGUUUGGGGAAUUUUGUGUUUCUCAACAAGGCCUGCAUCAUUCAACACCCCGAACAAGACCUAACCCAGGAAGGCAAACCAGCUCAUCCAUGGCGCCUCUGCACAGUAGAACAAGUCGAGGAUCUCAAAUCCGUAAUCCGAAUCAUCCCAAUCUGGUCAGCAGGGAUGCUAAUGUCCGUCACAGCAAGCCAGCAAUCCAUCCAGCUGCUCCAACUCGCCACCAUGGACCGCCACAUUACUCCGAAAAUCGAGAUCCCAGCAGGCUCCUUCAGCAUCUUCCUAGUCCUCACUCUACUAAUUUGGGUUCCCCUCUACGACCGAGCCAUCCUGCCCUUAGCCUCAACCCUCAGGGGAUGGCCCGUCUCGCUUCCCCUGAAGACGAGGCUGGGGCUCGCCAUCCUGCUCUCCUCUGCCUCCAUGGCCGCGCUGGGCCUCGUGGAGAGCAUUCGUCGAGCCAGGGCGCUCGACGAGGGGCUCUCCAACGAUCCCAAUGGGAUCGUGAACAUGUCCGCGAUGUGGUUUUUGUUGUACUACGUGCCAUUUGGGGUGGCGGAGGCGUUUAACUACAUUGGACAGAAUGAGUUCUACUACAGCGAGCUGCCGAGGAGCAUGGCUAGUAUCUCCACGACUCUGUAUCAGAUGGGGCUGUCGGUGUCGAAUCUGGUGGCGAGCUUGGUGCUGAGCGUCGUGGAUCGCGCGACGAGAGAUGGUGGUGGUGGAGGGAGCUGGGUGGGGAGCAACAUUAACAAGGGACAUUAUGAUUACUACUACUGGGUUUUGGCUGGUUUGAGUUUGGGGAAUUUUGUGUUUCUCAACAAGGCCUGCAUCAUUCAACACCCCGAACAAGACCUAACCCAGGAAGGCAAACCAGCUCAUCCAUGGCGCCUCUGCACAGUAGAACAAGUCGAGGAUCUCAAAUCCGUAAUCCGAAUCAUCCCAAUCUGGUCAGCAGGGAUGCUAAUGUCCGUCACAGCAAGCCAGCAAUCCAUCCAGCUGCUCCAACUCGCCACCAUGGACCGCCACAUUACUCCGAAAAUCGAGAUCCCAGCAGGCUCCUUCAGCAUCUUCCUAGUCCUCACUCUACUAAUUUGGGUUCCCCUCUACGACCGAGCCAUCCUGCCCUUAGCCUCAACCCUCAGGGGAUGGCCCGUCUCGCUUCCCCUGAAGACGAGGCUGGGGCUCGCCAUCCUGCUCUCCUCUGCCUCCAUGGCCGCGCUGGGCCUCGUGGAGAGCAUUCGUCGAGCCAGGGCGCUCGACGAGGGGCUCUCCAACGAUCCCAAUGGGAUCGUGAACAUGUCCGCGAUGUGGUUUUUGUUGUACUACGUGCCAUUUGGGGUGGCGGAGGCGUUUAACUACAUUGGACAGAAUGAGUUCUACUACAGCGAGCUGCCGAGGAGCAUGGCUAGUAUCUCCACGACUCUGUAUCAGAUGGGGCUGUCGGUGUCGAAUCUGGUGGCGAGCUUGGUGCUGAGCGUCGUGGAUCGCGCGACGAGAGAUGGUGGUGGUGGAGGGAGCUGGGUGGGGAGCAACAUUAACAAGGGACAUUAUGAUUACUACUACUGGGUUUUGGCUGGAAUAAGGAUUUCUAAUCGACCAAAAAGUUGA